AGUUUGACUACUAGACGUAAUUUCUCACAUGCCCACUAUAGUUUCAUCCUAGUAGUGGAUCACUUUCUUGGUGCGCCAAGGAUCGAUAUUAAAACCAUAAUGAAACUGAGUUGAAUAAUAACCGAGCGUGUUGUGGUGCAACAUUGAUACACUCGGGAAUAAGGAAGACAUAACUUGAUCAUGUGAGAAAUAUUGGAAUACUUUUCCCUUUGUCAGAGAGGUGGAGUGUCUGUGUACGUCACCAGCAGACUCACCAGCUGUAACCGUGGUAGCUGAUGGAGCCAAGAUGGAGGAACUCCUAGAGUCGCUGGAGAGAACCCUGCAGAGGCCUCUAUUGGCUAAAUCGCGGACCCUUCCCAGCAUCCCCCAGUCCCCUGCUGCCGCCAGGGUCCACCGCUCCAACCUGAUUGGUGGAAGCCCCCCAGGCAGGACAAUCCUGCCCUCCAUCUCCCAUCAACCUAAAGCCUGCACACUGCCCCCUGCAGGCGAGCUGUGGAGGCUGGAGGACGACGGGGAGGUGGCAUCCAUGAUGGAGGGGGCGGGGCCAGGUCGUGGGGACGGAGCCUGCCCGGAGCCCCGCCCCCGCUCCCAGUCGCCCUUCUCCCAGCUGCGGGCGCGGGCGGCCUACCUGAGGAAGAGCCUGUCGGUGGACGACCACCUGGGCGUGGCCUCGGAGCCCGGCACUCACAGGCAGCCUCGCGCCGCCAAGGGCAAGCUGAAGAGGAAGUUUAGUUUGGGCUCAGCGGACAGAAAGGAGGCCCAGCAGAAAAAGUCUGAGUCAGGCAUCUCUAAACUGACCCACCGCCUGUCCCUGAAAGAGCGGCCGGCCAAGACCAACAAGUCUGAGCAGGAGCCGCCACCGACCUAUAGGAGGCGCUCCCUCAGUCUGGACUGCUGA
Molecule: messenger RNA, 898 nt
Organism: Gadus morhua (Atlantic cod)
Lineage: Eukaryota; Metazoa; Chordata; Actinopteri; Gadiformes; Gadidae
Gene: ankfn1b
Product: ankyrin repeat and fibronectin type III domain containing 1b
Exons: 7
Coding region: 287-898 (203 amino acids)
Source: RefSeq, a predicted model, not a curated record